AUGGCCCACCGCAUCGUCACCCAAGUCGUCGUCACCGGCGCCCGCGUCUUUGGCCGCGCCUUCGCCGAAGCCUACAAACAAGCCCAGGCCUCGGGCAAAUACGCCGCCCAGAACAAGGGCAAGAGCGGCGGCAGCUUCACCUCCUCGGGCCUGACCCUUGACGAGGCGUGCAAGAUCCUGAACGUCAAGCCACCCAACGGCGGCGCCAGUGAGGCCGGCCUGGAACAGGUCAUGGAGCGCUUCAAGAAGCUCUUCGAUAUCAACGAUCCGCAAAAGGGAGGCAGUUUCUAUCUGCAGAGCAAGAUCUUGCGCGCCAGAGAGCGACUGGAAAUGGAGGUGCGCGAGGCAGAGAGGAAGGUUGCAGCGGAGAAAGAGUUGAAGGAAGGUUGGAAGCCGAAGGUGUACAAGGAUCGGUGA
Messenger RNA from Penicillium lagena, 417 nucleotides. Its product is annotated as import motor complex subunit PAM16. Lineage: Eukaryota; Fungi; Ascomycota; Eurotiomycetes; Eurotiales; Aspergillaceae. Gene Ontology annotation, biological process: protein import into mitochondrial matrix. The record is from RefSeq and is a predicted model, not a curated record. The transcript is spliced from 2 exons. The coding region runs from base 1 to 417 and encodes 138 amino acids. Gene Ontology annotation, cellular component: TIM23 mitochondrial import inner membrane translocase complex.